AUGAGUGGUACGCUGUUCUAUGAUGAGCUUAUAAAAACUUGUAAAACAAUACUAGUUCAUGUUCAAUCGACUCUGAACAAGGUGAAAGAAUCUAUCAAAGAGAAUGAUGGUGAACCAGAAUUAAAUGCAAGCUCAUCGCUUGUAACUGUUUGCAAUCCCGACGAGUUCGAUUUAUUCUCGCCAUCCGAGAAGGUCAAUGUAUUAUUUACAGAGGCUGCCCAAGAUGUACAAAAACUCGUUAGCCAAUUGCGGCACGAGUUUAAUUACGACCAAGUUACAUACAAUUAUUUCUUAGAUUUUCUCUAUGAGUUUCAUUUUGUUGACGAUCGAUUCGUUGAACCAUUUAGCGUAGAUAUUCUUUCGAUAUUUGAACAAAAAUUACCAGUUUUUAUUCAAUCCAUCGAAGCUUUCAACGGAGCAGAAAAAGGAGACAUCACUAUGGUUAAGACAUUUCUUACGGAAGAUCCAUUCUCUAAAGAUCGACCUUUAUUACAUGGAUAUACAUUACUAUAUGUGGCAACGGCGAACAAUCAUCUAGACGUGAUUAAAUAUUUAAUUGAAGAAGCUAAAUGUUCAGUGAAUGCUCAAAAUCAAAACGAUAAAUGUACAGAUGUUGAUACAGCUUUGCAUGCGGCGUGUAUCAAAGGACAUGCAGACAUAGUUCGUUACCUUCUUAGUCAAGGUGCAAACUGCUACAUAGAAAAUAAAAAUAAGGAAACACCCACCAUGAUUGCCAACAAUUAUGCUGACUUGCACAAAAUCUUCAGCGAUCAUCUUGUUCUUGAUUACACGGGAAAAUGCGCUAAGAGAAUUGAUUUACCAACAAUGACAAUCCAGAAUAAGUUAUUAUCAAUUAAUUACGAUUUAAAAUCUUUGCAGCCGGUCUGCGUUUGGGAAUUUAAACUAUUACAUGAACAAAAUUGGCAGUACUUUGAUGAAAACGAAUCUGGACAAUUGAAUACCAGUUUACGUGAUAAAUCUGAUACAAACAUCAAUGUGAGUCGUCACGACGGAGCAUAUUCUGUGUCAAUGAUGAAAUUUCUCGUGGAAGACGGCACAGACCAGAAUGUCAAAUGGAUUCGUUGUCGUGGAUCAAAUCUAUACAAUUUCGAUGUUCAAUGUCUCUGGCAAAUGAUGCUUAUUUCGCAUCCCUCUGUGUCUAAAGAAUCGCACAAAGAAGCAAAAACGAAACCUGUCGAUAUACCAGCAUUAUUCGAUUCGAAUCAAUUGCGAUACCGUCUUAAUUCCUGGUACAACGCAGAUGACAUCACUGGCAACUUAUUCGACGAUGCGAUCGAUCAACGUGUUCGAUACUGUAUUAUCAAUACGCGUCUGUUUGGAAAAAUUCAUGUAAAUUUGGAAUUGUUUUCUUUCAACGAUGAGACGAAAACGAUUCAGGGGUAUAUUCGAUGGAUACCAAAGUUUGUUAAUGUUGACUCGAGAACAAAACGUAUCAAACCAAUUGAUAAUUUUCAAACAACUACUUUUCAAAAUGACCCUCCGAUACCUUUACGAAACAAACUCCUUCGCGAGCUUUCAUCGACUCUUACUACAAGUAAUGAUUUGAGUGACAUUACUGAGUAUAAUGUUGCAGCAGACGACCUGAUGGCUGACGUUCCAGAUCGUUUCAUUGACAAUGCUACAGAAGAUAAAGAGGAAGAGAUUGAAAGCACACAAAUGUCAGUUGUAGUGCCUACCACGGACGUGGAACUGAAUGCUAAUAGUGACGACGAAACAAGUCACGACGUUAGUGAAACAACUGAUUCAUCACUAGUGGAAAAUCUUCAGAAUAAUAUUCGAGAAACGCGCCAGAAUUUGGAUCGUGAGCUUGCUCGGAUAAAGCAAUAUGAUCAAAUCGUUGAACGCGAACGUACUUUAUUAAAAGAUCUGGAAAAUCAAACAGCGUUGCCGAGAACUGGAACAAAAUCUUAA
Adineta ricciae is the source of this 1932-nucleotide messenger RNA. NCBI's taxonomy places the organism in Eukaryota, Metazoa, Rotifera, Eurotatoria, Adinetida, Adinetidae. The record is from the annotation of a GenBank genome assembly.